CCACCCUCCACUCAAAAAAAAAACAAAAAAAAAAAACGCGUGGACAUCCGUAGGGCGCGCGAAAGUUUUUCAGUGCAGACCGGAGCACAACCACAACCACAAGCCUAGGCCACGUUGUUACCCCCCCCCCCCCUCACUCUUCCUGCACAUGAUUUUUAUCGAGGGGGGCAGCUGUAAACCUCCGCGAGUCCCUGCUGACAAACGGAAAACUUUUUCCCAUUUUUUGGAUUUUAUCUUUUUUUUUUCUGUCGAAAGUGCCGUGUGACAUCAUCGAGAGCGAGGUCACUUCGGUCUACAAAAGAAGGCGCAGGCAAACCUCCACCCGGCCUUUAUUUUUUUGUGUUUGAGCCACCGCCACUUGUUGAAGAAGUUCGACUGGUUUCCUGUCGACUAACCGUGGAAGGGGUGUCACGUGACGCGCGCAAGUGUUCAUGCCACGACUUGAUGCGCCUGAACUCUUUGACGCAAGAUGCACGAGCUAAGAGUUGGUUUGGAGCCACAUCAUUGCUUGACAACAGGAUGAGCAACCGGUCCAAGCAGACCUGAGCCAAGAUGCCUUUAUUUGAUGAAACUGUGGCAUUCACUGGACUGUCAAAACCAUCAGACAUGUCUGGGUUCAUCCUAAAGCCGGUGCUCCAGUACGGCGGCGCCUAUUUUUCCUACAACCCCCGAGCGAAGGAUGCAUCAGAAUUGACAUCACCUUGGAGUAACUCGAGCACUACCCUGUUGGAUACCAGAGGUCCGAUAAGUCACGCAUCUGGCGCAACAACUGGCGGUGACAAUUCAUCUCUGCCGUAUGACAAUCCCGUUUUCUUAGCUAUUCCAAAAGCUGUGUAUGGACAUAACCCGUGCUGCCAUGAUCUGGGUUGCAUGAUGGGACACCGGUACAGUGGGGAGCAUCGAUCCCAGACAGGAGCCACUGCUGAUUUUGAGCACAGUUGGACUCGAGGGGAGGCUUACCACAGCCAAAUAUCACCCCUCCAGCAAAAAGGUCAAGACAAACUGCAAGGCUUACCUUUGCAUCCCAGUGAAGAACAAGUCAAGAGCACGAUUACGGAAAGUUUGAGCAGAGGAAGGCCGACUCGAAUGGGGCCAAACUACAGUGGCUACCCCUGUGUGUCUCCCCUCUCCAUGGCAACGUCUUUGAGUGAGCAGAGCAGACAUUUACAGCCUUCCCCUGGAGGCUAUGCAGGCUUUCACCCCUCCCAUGCAACAUACGAGCAUAUGACCUCAGAGCUUUAUCAAGAAUGUUCUCCCAUGUCCAAAUAUGGCCAUCCAACAAAGCACUCAAUGUUUUAUUACCCGCAGGCCAAUGCGGAGGUAGAAAACCGAACACAUUGUGGGGAUGUUGGUGGCAAACAGAGAGAAGACGUUCCGGUUGCGCAAAAAAGCCCAAUCGCAAACCCGCGCGAGCGUUAUACAUUCCCUCAGACGCUUCAUGGCGACAUUCCUUUGUUUUUGCACAGCACUGAAACACAACCAAAUCACACUUUUCUGCAGGGCUUCGGCUAUCCGUGUUACGCACGUCCUGGAUUUCCCAGCGGUCCGAUCAGAAAUGUAGAGAGGCACCAUUUACCACCUGGGCUGCUUUCACAUAGAAUCAGUGUUUCUCCAUCGGACCAAUGUUUGUCCCCUUCAGCCAGCCUUCAGAAGAGCACCACCAACCGCCAUUUUACACCAUUGGACACUUCCCAUUCCUUCCUGCGGUUGGACCCAAUCAGUCCGACACAACAUGUAGGACAGUCCGGGUUGCCUUCCUGCAUUCAAAUUAGCAGAUUGUAUCCCUCGAUCACCCAUCGCCUUGAUCCUCAGAUAGAUCAACCGGUCCUUAAACCUUCUGGCUUGACCAAAGACAGACUGCUGGACCAAUCUUCAAAUGUAUGUCAGUUUACCUGCCCCAAACAUCCCAAAGACCACCAAGUUUCCCCAGGGACGCUGCUUAGCCAAUCUCCCAAACGUGGGACCGAUUGCCUCCACUCGACUUUAACUAACGGCCCUGACUUUGGAACAGUCAUUGCGACCACCAAAAAGCACAACGGACUUGCAUACAACUCUGCUGUCUCUUUUCUCAAAGGCGGCAUGAAGAGACCCUUUCCUUCACUCUUAAAAAUUAAAGAAGAGCCUCUGGAUUUAUGUGAAGUUGACUUGAGUAGAAAACGGCGAAAGUUGGAAAUGGAGGGGGUCCUCAAACGAAAUCAAGAGUCCCCUGAAAUGCCCGUUAUUGAUAAUGUGUUUAGCCUGGCGCCUGACCUACGAUACCUAAAGACACCUGGAGUGUUACUUCCAGAGCUACAACAUCAGAGAAGCAUGCUGAUGUUGUUGACUGAGCACUGCAAAGUCCAACCCACAACACUCCUUAAAGAAAUAAAACCUGACCCAGCUGAACAACCAAUCUAUGUCUGUCCACAGAGGCCUGAAGCACAACUGAUUGAACCCGGAAAGAUCAAAGUGGAGAACAUAAAUCAAUCAGACCCACGUGAUUCUAGUGAAAAUUGUCCAAGUCACACUGCUUGCAGCACAAUACCAGAUCAAAUCAAACUGCAACCUGAAGAUGAAAGUCUGUCAGACACAAAGUCCACGCUGGUCAUUCAGAUAUGUAAACCUGAAAAACUUGAAUGUAAACCUUCAUCACCAGAGGCUGACGAUCCUUCAUAUCCUCCCAAAAGUCCAAGCUCACAGUCUGUGCGUAAUGACAGGACACCAGAGGACCAGGUAGUCAACACUGAGCCUAAACCGGCCAGUCCACUCAAACCACCUGAAGCCGAAUUAGAUGUCAAAACCAGUCCACCUGAGUCCCUGGUUUGCUCCACCUACAAUACACAUCCCGCUGAUAUGGAGGUUUGUCGUCCGCCAGCACCACAAGAAGCACCUCUGCAAAUUCAAGAGGGAUCAUCACCAAGAAAACAGAAACCACAAUCUGUUCGUAAGCAUUUCCUAGAGCUGCAUCGCACUCUCUGCAAGCAGGUAUCCAAAUGUGUGUCUAACACCUCAGAGCAGCAGCUCCGAACCUGGCGCUCUCAACUGGAACUGGUGGAACCCUCGUCAACCAAAGUCCAGAAGGUCUCCUGCUUAUUGGGGAUCAAAGCCAGGCACAAGUGGCUAAAUAAGGAGAUCAGCUCUGCUCUUCAGGAGGUGCUGGAUCGGUUCAGGGAGUACAUCGUACAUAAGCGCUGCCCUUUUCCACACGUCAUGAGAACCGGGGCGGUGUUCCUCCCCAUGCUGGUGAUAAAAGAAAUCCUGUUCCCCUUGGUGCCCGGCAACUUCAUCGACCAAGUCCUGCAAGAACACAAAGUGGAGCUCCGGCCCACGACGCUCUCCGAGGAGAAGAUCCUCAUUCAGGUCCACAAACCCUGCACGUCCCGCCUCAGGAGGCUGAUGUCGCUCAAGCAUCUGCCCAACGUCUACACCGACGUGCUCAACCUCUUGUAUUACUCCAAUGUCUGCAAGCAUCUAGAAUCAACGUCAGCUGAUGUCCUAAAGACUACCCAGGAGUAGAGACGGCGACUUGGGAAGACCCAGACAUCCUCAGCAGCUCCUCGCCGGCAGAGGACCCCAAAGCCAAAUCCCAUGAGAGCAACAGGACCAAGACAAAAAGCAGGGUGAAGAGCAGCUCCAGGCGGACAUUUCU
Messenger RNA from Syngnathoides biaculeatus (alligator pipefish), 3628 nucleotides. It is a transcript of the gene prmt2ip, whose product is annotated as chromosome 6 C15orf39 homolog. The record is from RefSeq and is a predicted model, not a curated record. NCBI's taxonomy places the organism in Eukaryota, Metazoa, Chordata, Actinopteri, Syngnathiformes, Syngnathidae. Bases 553 to 3495 code for a protein of 980 amino acids. The transcript has 5 exons.